Messenger RNA from Anopheles bellator, 1975 nucleotides. It is a transcript of the gene pit, whose product is annotated as probable ATP-dependent RNA helicase pitchoune. Gene Ontology annotation, biological process: maturation of LSU-rRNA from tricistronic rRNA transcript (SSU-rRNA, 5.8S rRNA, LSU-rRNA). Gene Ontology annotation, cellular component: nucleolus. The record is from RefSeq and is a predicted model, not a curated record. The transcript has 5 exons. Lineage: Eukaryota; Metazoa; Arthropoda; Insecta; Diptera; Culicidae. The coding region runs from base 91 to 1923 and encodes 610 amino acids. Gene Ontology annotation, molecular function: ATP binding; nucleic acid binding; RNA helicase activity.
ACGGCAUAGUGUAGUUUCUAGAACCGAGAAAUUUCCUACUUUUCACUCAUUGUUAAUUGAUUUGUUCUGUGAAUUGAUUUGUUUCUCACGAUGGGAAAGAAAACUAAAGUAAAACCUUCGCCUAUCGUGAAUGGAAGCGUGAAAAAGGGUCAAGUGUCGGUGGAAGGGUUAGAAGAGAACUACGAAUUGGAGGAGUCUCGAACUGGUGCGGGAAAACGUACCCAGAAAAAGAAGGUGAAACGUGCCGAGCAAGUACCGGAAGAUCAACCUGUGGUGGUGGGUCGAGGAGUUAAGCGUCCUAAGGAUAGUGACGAUGAGGAUGAAGAUAAUGAGGACGGUCUCGAUGAUUCCGACAACGAGGAUCAGACGGAGGGUACAAUGGAGCAACAAAUGCCAAUGUCGAGCACAGCGUACGAAGUUCUGCUCGGAAAUCAAGAGUUCACAUCGCUGGAGGGUAAAGUCUCGGACAAUACACUGCGAGCGAUUGCGGAGAUGGGCUUCACGAAGAUGACCGAAAUCCAAGCCAAGGCGAUUCCACCGUUACUGGAGGGAAGGGAUCUUGUCGGGUCCGCCAAAACAGGCAGCGGCAAAACGUUAGCUUUUCUCAUUCCGGUCGUCGAGUUGAUCCACAAGUUACGUUUUAAACCACGUAACGGUGCCGGCGCCAUCAUUAUCUCACCAACGCGAGAACUUGCAAUGCAGAUAUUUGGUGUGUUGAAAGAGUUGAUGGCACAUCACCAUCAGACUUACGGGCUUCUGAUGGGUGGUGCCAGUCGACAUACUGAGAACGAGAAGCUCGGGAAAGGGUUAAACAUUAUUGUGGCCACACCGGGUCGGCUGCUUGAUCAUCUGAAAUCCACGCCAAACUUUCUGUUCAAGAACUUGCAGUGCUUGAUCAUCGACGAGUGUGAUCGAAUUUUGGAGAUUGGAUUCGAGGAGGAUUUAAAGCAAAUCAUAAGCAUUUUGCCGAAAAAACGUCAAACACUACUCUUCUCGGCCACGCAAUCCUCUCGUAUGGAUGAGCUGGGGCGUUUAGCCCUCAAAUCGGAACCGAUUUAUGUCGGGGUGGAUGAUCACAAGACCGAAGCUACCGUCACUGGCCUGGAGCAGGGCUACAUUGUGUGCCCCUCCGAGAAGCGGCUGCUCGUUCUUUUUACUUUCCUGAAGAAAAACCGCAAGAAGAAGGUUAUGGUUUUCUUCUCAUCCUGUCUUUCUGUGAAGUUCCAUCACGAGCUGUUCAACUACAUCGAUCUUCCGGUUCAAUCGAUUCAUGGUAAGCAAAAGCAGGCGAAGCGUACUUCGGUGUUUUUCCAGUUCUGCAACGCAGAAUCCGGAAUUUUGCUUUGCACGGACGUAGCUGCCCGCGGCUUGGACAUACCGGCUGUUGACUGGAUUGUCCAGUACGAUCCACCAAACGAUACGAAGGAGUACAUUCACCGUGUCGGUCGCACAGCUCGAGGCGAAAAUUUGUGUGGCCACGCGCUACUGAUUUUACGGCCACAGGAGCUUGGCUUUCUCAAGUAUUUAAAGCAAGCGAAAGUACCGUUGAACGAGUUCGAGUUUUCCUGGAACAAGAUUGCCGACAUUCAGCUGCAGUUGGAAAAUUUGCUUUCGAAGAACUAUUUCCUCAAUCAGUCGGGCAAACUAGCGUUCAAGUCGUACGUGCGAUCGUAUGAAGGACACCACAUGAAGGAUGUGUUUAAUCUUGGUAACAUGGACCUGGUACAGGUGGCGAAAAACUUUGGCUUCACGCAACCACCCUACGUAGACUUCGGCAAAAGUUUCAAAAGCAUUAGCUCCGAACGACGAGCGGGCAAUCGUGGCAUGGGACAUUUCAAGGACUUCAACAAGAACAAGCGUGACAACUUGAAGAUUACGCACAUAAGCGAUCGGAAGCAGCUGAAGAAAAUUAAGUACGAGUAAUUUGCUACGUUAACCCUCAAAUAGAGAUGAAUAAAUGAUUGUAAUGCUUCAU